AGUAGUCCAGCCGUAAAGCCAAUAUUUAAGCGUAAUCCCAUGGGCGAUGCACGUCGGCGUAUACUGCAUUCGGGUCAGUGGUUUUGUCCUGACGAAAGUCCGGGAUGUGAAUUGGUAUGCAAGGUACGACCGUACGAGUCAUGACAUUCAUUAUUCCUGAAAUCACCUGUUUACUAAGUGACUAAAUGUAAUCACAUGCGGCUGGCCAAAGUACAAGUUCACUGAGGGCCAGCAAGUCAAUGAUUGCCGGAAAACCUACCAGAAUUUCUCGAGUAGGCCUACCACACGAUGGGUCAUAAUAAAACGCAGGCUAGUCUGCCGAAUCGAUUGAACUUUUCCUCGUAAGGCACAGACGAGGAGUGCACUCUGAUAUUUACACGGUCAUCCAUCCGCGGUCUACACCGGGAAACUCUGGAGAAUUUAUGCCUCAUUCGGGAUACCUGCUCGCAUCCCACUCAUCACAUAAUUCUACUCAAGGGAAGCCCUGCGUUUGAGAAAUAAUCUGCAUCAACUGAAGACGAUCCUGCGGAUGCAGUGACAAAGCACUGUGAAUUAACGACAGACAUUCGAAACGAUGGAAGUCAGAUUACAGCGGCUUGUGAUUGAGUUUUGCCUGCUUUCUUGCCUGUCAAUCGUGACAACAGUUCAGCAACCCACUCCGGCUGAUUUUUGCGCCAGUCAUCCAUGUGAAAAUGGAGGCAUGUGCACUUCAUUACCAAAUGCCUUCAUCUGUAGAUGUCCUGAGGAUUAUAGUGGUGUAAGAUGUGAAACACAUUCCUCUGAACAUGUCCCGGAGACAGCGUGUUUCAGCAAUCCCUGCCGUAAUGGCGGUGAUUGUGUCAGUACAGGGCUGCAGCAGUUCACAUGCAUGUGCCCGACCCAGUGGCGUGGAAGUACCUGCGAAAUUGAUUUAGAUGAAUGUACGAGUAAUCCAUGCCGCAACAGCGCCUCGUGCCAGAACACUCCCGGAAAUUACAGCUGUGUCUGCCCCAUAGGAUACGCUGGCAAAAACUGUGAAGAAGAUGUGAAAUGUAUGACUAAUGUAUGCAACAACAAUGGUACCUGCAUCACACUGAAUGAACAGCAAGUCUGUAUAUGCCCCGUUGGGUUCAGUGGAGAAACUUGUCAAGACAGAGAUCUCUGUAGUCCUAAUCCAUGCAAGAAUGGUGACUGCAUACCGUCGGACGAGGACCCCAAUGGCUACAUGUGCCGUUGCCAUGCAGGGUAUACGGCCAGAUUAUGUGAUCAACAAUUACAUGCUGCCUGCUCUCAUAAUGGUGACACAUUCUAUGAUGGUGAGGUUAGAGAUGUCGAGUGCAACCGAUGUCAUUGCCGUGGGGGAGAGUGGCUGUGCACAAAGAAAUUCUGUGGAUCCAUUCAAGUAGUGUUUGACUUUGUUGCCGAUUUCAACGGAAUUGUGCGCGGCAAGGAAGACAACUUUAAAAGAUCAUUGACAACUGCCUUGGCAACAGAAUUUUCAAUCGAAGAAAGCAUGAUCGCAAACCUUAUGGUAUCGGCAGGUAGUAUUCAUGUUGAGUUUGAGCUGGUUGCCCUCCUUGAGUCACAUCUCAACAUUGAAGAUGUUGCAGCACAAAUGUUAGCAAAGCUGGAUUCUGGGACGUACUACUUCCGUUUUGAGGAGACUGCUCUUUUUGUUGACCAAUCAUCUGUCAAAUUUGAGAAGGUGGAAGCCCCAACUGAAGGCCCCGGAGCUCCUGUCAUCAGCAACGUGGUGCUGGUGGUUGUGUGUGUCCUCGUAAGCCUGUUCUUAAUUAUCGCUGUUAUCAUCGGAACCGUCGUCAUUAUAGUUCAUCGUAGACGCUCAGAGAAGACAACCACAGGGCAAUUCGGGGGACGAGAGACAGGAGAAGAGCAUCCUAUGAACAACACCAACCACACGCGACAUCACAACGACCUGUACAACUCAGUGCCCAAUGACAACGGCAGCCUAGCCAGUGGUGGCCAGGAAGCUAACGACUUGAAAGACAUCAACAUUGACAUGUUUUCCAAGGUCGCCGAGCCAAAAGGCCUCAAGUCUGGUCUUGACCGUGUCUGACCUCCCCCCACUCUCUUCUUUCCAGCCCCCACCCCCCUCAAGGCUCGGUAGCCUUGAUUGAUUGGCAAGAGUUGCACCCCAUUAGCGUGUAACUCUUGGGAGAUUUUGUCAAGAUGCCUCAGGGUGUAUGCUCCAGACAUCUGUCCUGUGUAACCUGAAAUAUGGAUGUUGAAUGGUGAUGCUUUUAACAGAACUUGACCAAAACCAAGGUAUAUACUUUCCUGUUAAGGGGGAAAACAUACACUAAUUGUUUGUUUCCUUUUUUAGCUAUGUGUGAUUAAUUACCUUCUUCAGCAUUACAAAAAUGGGUGAGAAGUUUAUCUACUUGGUCACCCAUGUAAAAUAAUUAAAGGGUUUUUAUUUGAUGUUCAAGCAAUAACAGUAAUGUUAAUUUUUGUGAACAUUAAAUUGUUGGCACCAUUUCUUUUAAGAAAGAGCAUGUACGCUAAGUUUGAUUCCCUUUCCAACAAUGUGAAUUAUUUUCUUCAUUAAAACUUUGACAUGCCUCAUGAUGUCAAGCGUUAACUAUUCAUGAGAAACUGCUAGCUUCUAGUUUUGUAAUUCCAUCCCCAAAAUCUCUGGUCCAAUUACACGCUUCUUUCCCUCAAACCCACAAACCUGCUGGAAACCUCACACCCAGCACACCCCCCCAGCACAACCCUUAAUAGGUGCCAUCAGUCUAGCGAUGACAGGAGGGGUCAAUCAAGGUCAUCAGUGUCUCCUGGUCUCAAAUCACUAGAGAUUAGUGCUGCAUUGGAAUUUUUUUCUCGUUUUCCCCCCACUUUUUUGGUCAUUGUUGUUUUGGUCAUUUGAAAGAAUUUGUUGCCAUCAAAAUUGACUUUUUACCCUGUUGGGGGGGGGGGGUUGAAAAAACAAAACAACCUCACAGUACAUGUGGAUGCGAUUGCAUUUUUUAAGCUUGUCUUGUUUUUUUUACUGACUUUUAAAACAAGUUUUCAACAAAACAACCUCACAGUACAUGUGGAAGCGAUUGCAUUUUUUAAGCUUGUCUUGUUUUUUUUUAAUGACUUUUAAAAUAAGUUUCCAACCAUCCACUUUACCAAAGUUUCAUGUAAUGUGUGUUGCUUCCACAUGAAAGUUAAGUUCUUACCUCUAUUACACUAUUUUGUAUGUAUUCAUAUUGAUGUUGGCAUGUUUUAUUGCCUUACUGUUCAAAGUUAUGUAACUUUUACUCUGCCGUUAUGAAGCAAUAUUUUUUUUUUUUAAUUAGGAGUUUCUUUCGUGAAGCUGUUAAACAUACUUUAUGUCAGUUAAGCAGUGUGUCUGUUGUAUAACUAUAUAUGAUGUGCUUAUCUACCAUUUGAAAAGUGGAACUAUUUCUGUACAGAUAUCAAACUCUUGUUGUGAAUUGCGUAAUGGCUGCUGAGCAAAUUGAUUUAUGAAUCAAAGACGAUCCAUUGGGAUGGUAUGGGCUCCGUGCACAAGUACCCCCUCAACGGCAAGAAAGGGAGAGCUGGGGGAGACCACUGGGAGAGACAUUUGAACGCAUUGCCAAUGCUCACGUGAAGACCCUAUGGCUUUCUUUGCACAGUAAUAACAUUAGUCGUGUGUGCUUAGUGCAACAUGUGCUAUACGCGCGGGAACCUGUACGUGCAUGCUGUGUGUCCUGUCCAUGGGGCUCUCGAAAGUGUUUAAACAAGCGCCCUCUCUGUUCGUGCACAGAGCUCAUUGGCUCAAAAUGUCAUUUUGGCUGAGAACCUGUUGCUGUUGAACACUUUUUGUGGGUUUAGCUUUAAGCAAUCAGACACAGCAUGAAUGAAUAGCAAAGGGAAGCCUAUUGUUUUCUUUUAUUUUAAAUGCAUUUAAAUCAAUAAAAUAAUAUGUUACUGUAACAGGAAAAUGUAACUUUUCAUUUAGUGUGCCAAGUCUUAGCUGAGGCUUCCUAAGGCUUUAAAGAAAAGUGCUGAAGUUGCUCUGUUGUUGCUAUUUGCUUUCCAAAAGAAUUUCUGCAUAUUUUCCCACCCUGUGUUUUUGUGCUUUUUUAGCACUAUAAAGUUACUGUAUUUACUUAAUUACAUUUUCAAGCAUUUUUGUAUUCAAAUGACGUGUUUUAAGUGUUGUGAAUGGAGCAAUCAUGUAACGAUCGCUAUGAAACUUGAGAUCAUUGUUUGGUUAGUAUUGUUUGAAUAUAAUAGCCAUUCCUGAAAAUGUCUUUGAAAGUUGAAAUUAUAAUCAGCUUUGAUAUUCAAAGCCUGUACAAAGAACAUCUAAAAAAAAUCUUGAACAUCUUCCAAAAAUACAACAGAAAGGGAUGAUUGAGAAAAUGAGAAAUUUUACACUUUUUGAAUCAGAAUGAAUGAGUAAAAAAGCAGCAAAACUCUCGAUGUCAUAUGUACCCUUGUAUUCAACACAGAUGGGAAUUAGAAGAAUGUAAUUUAUCAUCAAGUCUGCAAAACCAUUACAUCUAUCCUCCACAAAUCACAUCUUAAGUACAUUGAUCGGUUUCCAAUUACAUGGUACUAUUGAGUAUGCAAUUUUCUGUCCAUUUCACUGAGACGCUGACUGUUAUCAGUAAUUAAGCAUAGCACAACUGUUCUGCUGGACUGCUACAGUUAGCAUAAACCUUUAUAUGCCGUCUGUUAUGAGCUCUGUGAAAUUGGCCCACGUUGUCAGCAUUUCGCAAGAAUACACCGCAGGUUGUCCUGGCUUGCAUUGUGAUUUUUUUUGGAGUGUAGUUAUAGAAAUCACACUUACUCCUGAGCAAUUUGGAGUGCACAAAUCUUGAAGAAUUCACACUGUUGGGUGAUAAACACAAGUAACUGCUACUUAGUGAGAAAAUGCUUCUUUCAGACCUUUUAGCAAUCCACCUGUCAAGUCGGAUUGGAAUUGCCUUUUACUUCAUUUUGGUCGAUCUUUGGCCUACCAGGCAGUUUUCCCAGAGAUCUAAACAGCUCCAUCAAAGUUUCAAAGUUAUUUGGGAACUCGGUAAGAACCCUUAUCAAUGCCCUAGGGUUGGGGGGGGGGGGGUUAGUGGGCUUAGGUUAGGAAUGCAACAUUGUGGGUGAUGUAGCCCCCACACUGCAUGGGAAUUGUGCAACCAGAUGACGCUAUGGUCUAACAAUUUCUCCCUAAUCCCUGUUUACAGUCGCCACAGCUCUGUGCAAUUACUGCUUGGUGUAGGGCAUGGCACCCCUUAAGCCCCUCAUCUCAAGAAUAGAAGUGCCUCCCUGAUCCCUUCUCUUAAGUGAUUCCGCCCCGGGGCAGAAUGUGACAAGCUAAACAUGUUUGGCGGAUUGCUUUUCCAGAUGUCUUUUCUUGUAAGCGAGAGUUAAAGUUGAGCAACAAUGUGUAGUUCAUCACUAAAAUACAGUUUAAAAAAAAUGAUCGUAUGCGUAACAGCCAUCUUAUAUAUGGAUGGCAGUGCUCGUGUUCAACAAGGAUGGGCAUUGUUCAUUUUUUGGGUCUAAAUCAAAGGCCUCAUACAUGGCUGACAUGGAUAAGAUCUAUAAAAGCUUGAACUGUUCUGUAUUUUAAAAUGUGCUUUCAAUGUAUGUAUAUUGGAGAAUACUUUUGUGUAUAUUUGGUCCAACAUUUAUAUGAAACUCAGUUGUACGUUACCAGUGUUGAGAUUAAAAUCACGCAGUAACUUGUGAAUC
Molecule: messenger RNA, 5673 nt
Organism: Patiria miniata (bat star)
Lineage: Eukaryota; Metazoa; Echinodermata; Asteroidea; Valvatida; Asterinidae
Product: protein jagged-1a-like
Exons: 14
Coding region: 575-2056 (493 amino acids)
Biological process (GO): establishment or maintenance of epithelial cell apical/basal polarity; heterophilic cell-cell adhesion
Cellular component (GO): plasma membrane; protein-containing complex
Molecular function (GO): calcium ion binding
Source: RefSeq, a predicted model, not a curated record